CCCCGUAGUGCAGCACAGCAGCGCCAUUCGGUAACUGCAACAGUAUCCAAAAUGGCAGGAGCUGAUGGAGACGAUUCUCUUUACCCUAUCGCUGUUCUCAUUGAUGAACUGCGAAAUGAGGAUGUUCAGUUACGACUGAACAGCAUCAAGAAGCUGUCCACAAUUGCUCUGGCUCUUGGAGUUGAGAGGACUCGCACUGAACUCCUUCCCUUUCUCACAGACACCAUUUAUGAUGAAGAUGAGGUGCUCUUGGCCUUGGCUGAGCAGCUUGGGAAUUUCACUAUGUUGGUGGGAGGGCCGGAGUAUGUCCACUGUCUCCUGCCUCCUCUGGAGAGCCUAGCUACAGUGGAAGAAACGGUAGUCAGAGACAAAGCUGUGGAGUCACUGCGGAAGAUUUCUCAGGAGCACUCUCCAGUUGACCUGGAGGUCCAUUUUGAGCCUUUGGUCAAGCGGCUGGCCAGCGGUGACUGGUUCACCUCUCGCACAUCUGCCUGUGGCCUCUUUAGUGUCUGUUAUCCCCGUGUCUCCAGCACUGUCAAGGCUGAGAUCCGCCAGCAUUUUCGCACCUUGUGUUCAGAUGACACUCCUAUGGUGCGUCGUGCGGCAGCAUCUAAGCUGGGGGAGUUUGCCAAAGUUCUGGAGCUUGAUUAUGUAAAAAGUGACAUUAUUUCCCUCUUCACUGCUCUGGCCUCUGAUGAGCAGGACUCAGUGCGGCUGCUUGCGGUGGAGGCUUGUGUCAGCAUUGCCACUCUGCUGCCUCAGGAGGACCUGGAGACCUUGGUGAUGCCAACCCUGCGCCAGGCUGCAGAGGAUAAGUCCUGGAGGGUUCGCUACAUGGUGGCUGACAAGUUCUCUGAGCUUCAGAAAGCAGUGGGGCCAGAGAUCACCAAGAACGAUCUGGUCCCAGCCUUCCAGAAUCUUCUGAAGGACUGUGAAGCUGAGGUCCGUGCUGCUGCAGCCAACAAAGUCAAAGAAUUUUGUGAGAACCUGCCAGAGGAUAAUCGUGAGCAAAUCAUCAUGACUCACAUUCUGCCCUGUGUCAAGGAACUUGUUUCAGACACCAACCAGCAUGUGAAGUCAGCCCUGGCCUCAGUCAUUAUGGGCCUUUCGACCAUCCUGGGCAAGGACAACACAAUAGAGCACUUACUGCCUCUCUUCCUGGCUCAGCUCAAGGACGAGUGCCCCGAGGUGCGUCUCAACAUCAUCUCCAACCUAGACUGUGUGAACGAAGUGAUUGGCAUCCGUCAGCUUUCCCAGUCGCUGCUGCCGGCCAUUGUGGAGCUUGCAGAGGAUGCCAAGUGGAGGGUCCGCCUUGCCAUCAUUGAGUACAUGCCUCUGUUGGCAGGACAGCUGGGAGUGGAAUUCUUUGACGAGAAGCUCAACACCCUUUGUAUGGCCUGGCUUAUUGACCACGUGUAUGCCAUCCGUGAGGCAGCCACCUGUAAUCUGAUGAAGCUGGUGGAGAAGUUUGGAGCUGAGUGGGCUCAAAACACCAUCGUGCCCAAAGUGCUGGGUAUGGCCAACGACCCCAAUUACCUCCACAGGAUGACCACUCUGUUCUGCAUCAAUGCUUUGUCAGAGGCAUGUGGCCAGGAGAUCACCACUAAGCAGAUGCUGCCAGUGGUCCUUAAGAUGUCCAAUGACCAGGUGGCCAACGUACGCUUCAAUGUGGCCAAGUCCCUUCAGAAGAUUGGCCCCAUCCUUGACAGCAAUGCCCUUCAGACAGAGGUGAAGCCAGUUCUGGAGAAGCUGGCCUCAGACACAGACAUGGAUGUCAAGUACUUUGCCCAGGAGGCGAUCAGUGUUUUGGCCCUAGCAUAACCAACCCAACAUGGCUAAACCAGACAACCACCCAAAACAACAACGCAAACACUUUUACAAGAUAUUUAUUGAUGUUCAGGAACAACUGGUAAAUGUAUAGAGAAAGCUGUUAACAAUUGUUUUAUCCUUUUUUCCUUUUUUUUUUUUUUUUUUUUUUUACUGUCCAAUGGUAGUCCAUGUCCAGGCAUAGCACAGGCUACUUUGUUAACCUUCCUCUUUGCUGUAAAUGGGUGCUUUAUUAAGUGGUGCAUGCUGACCAAUGUGCUACUGUACUAGCUAGGCAUCGCUAACCAGAACCCCUCUCACAUUCCUCCCUUUGACAUCCUUGGCCACUGUUGUAUUUUAGGCACAGUCAUUGCAGCAUACCACAUGUCUAUGUUCGCUACCUAGCACCUAGGGCCGUGCUCACUCUCUGUGCUGCUGCACUUUCCUCCCAGUGCUAGACGCAAACUUUGAGCAGCAGAUGGAGCAACAAGCUGUUUGUUUUGCUGAGCUUCCUCCCGAAUCAGCCCUUUGAUAGCUCUCUUUUCCCAGAGACACUGGUGUCGCUCUCCAGAGAAGUGAUUGAAAGGUCUGUGCAGGUCUAGUAGGCAGUUUUUUGUUUUUGUUUUUCCGCCAGACCAAACCUGUUGUGUCUCACAGGAUUGUUCUGUACAAAGCUCUGACAAAGAAAUCCUCCAUAACUGCAUGUAAUCAGAUGAACUCUCGGUGAUUGAACUCAAUGAUUGCAUGUAUUAAACUCAGAUAGUGUCCUCUCCCAACUCUAUCUUCCAAACUACCCUGCCCUUCUGAACUGUUUGUUCUGUGCAGCAACACAUUGAAUUGGUCCAAUGAAUUACCUCGGGCUGUUGUAAUCACAACCAGCUCAGUUGAAAAGUGUUGCUCAUAAUGAUCCCUCCUCCAAACCUUCAGUGAUUUUGUGUAUGUGCAAGGGUGGGAAGUAGUAGUCAGUUGUGAUUUUCUGCAAUAUGUCCUCGGCAUUGCUCUUAAUCUCUGUGCCAAUGACUUUGAUAAGAAGUGGUGUUUCCUUUUAGUAUGCCUGGGUAAACAGUUUUCACCAGUCUUGUUCUGUAAAGAGAAAACAAUGUUCUUUUCUGUAGGAGACACUUUAUUCCGUGGACGUUAAUAGGUUGAUAAAACUAAAUUGACUACAGCUAUCAGGGCCGUGGGAUUGACAAAACCAUGGCACUCGUUGUGUCCUUGAGCCUCCCAGUUUUCCCAUAAAGCCAUGCCAAGUUCCCUACUGUGCAUGAGAUUUAAAAGCAUAAGUUCAGCAAACGCUGUGGCCUUUGCAAAUCUCUACACGAUGGAGAAGAAGUGCAUGCUUUCAAAGAAUGUGGGAUGGGGGAGCAUGGAGCAUGUGUACGUAAGGCUGCAUAAUGUUUUAUUAUGGGGUGGGGGCUGGGGUGGUUAUGGGCGGGUUGAAUAAAUGUGUAUCGUCUGUGUUGAUAAAAGAAACUUUUGUCUUUCCCUGAACUCCUCCCCUCCUUCCCUCUCAUUUUCUCUUGAAUAAACCUUGAUUGUUCAUUGUCCUGUAUCACGAAGACUGUGCUUUUAUUUUUAUUUUGAAUUUUCUCCACAGUUGAGAUGCUGUACUACUGUAUCUUGAUCUGAAUAAAGUAACUCAAAGGAA
This is a messenger RNA of Toxotes jaculatrix (banded archerfish), 3454 nucleotides long. It is a transcript of the gene ppp2r1bb, whose product is annotated as protein phosphatase 2, regulatory subunit A, beta b. Lineage: Eukaryota; Metazoa; Chordata; Actinopteri; Toxotidae. The coding region runs from base 52 to 1821 and encodes 589 amino acids. Gene Ontology annotation, biological process: protein dephosphorylation. The record is from RefSeq and is a predicted model, not a curated record. Gene Ontology annotation, molecular function: protein phosphatase regulator activity; protein binding. Gene Ontology annotation, cellular component: protein phosphatase type 2A complex; cytoplasm. The transcript is spliced from 15 exons.